Molecule: messenger RNA, 1263 nt
Organism: Acanthosepion pharaonis
Lineage: Eukaryota; Metazoa; Mollusca; Cephalopoda; Sepiida; Sepiidae
Source: the annotation of a GenBank genome assembly
AUGAUAAUGACAAUUUCUUCUUCUUCUUCUUCUUCUUCUUCUUCUUCUUCUUCUUCUUCUUCAUGUAAUCUUACCUUAAUCUUUCUCUUCCGCUUACUUCUUCUUCCUCAUCUUCCUCCUCCACCACCUUCUUUCCCUACCGCUUUCCUCUUCUUCCUCCUCCGCCUUCUUCUUCUUCUUCCUCUUUCACUUUCUUCUUCUAAUCAUUUUCUUCUUCUUCCUCCUCCGCCUGCAUUUUCUUCUUCUUCCUCUUCCGCUUUCUUCUUUUUCUUUUUUCUCUUCCGGCUUCUUCUUCCUCCUCCUUUCUUCUUUUUUCUCUUCUGGCUUCUUCUUCUUCUUCCUCUUCCGCUUUCUUCUUCUUUUUCUUUUUUCUCUUCCGGCUUCUUCUUCAUCCUCCUUUCUUCUUUUUUCUCUUCCGGCUUCUUCUUCUUCUUCUUCCUCUUCCGCUUUCUUCUUCUUUUUCUUUUUUCUCUUCCGGCUUCUUCUUCUUCCUCCUUUCUUCUUUUUUCUCUUCCGGCUUCUUCUUCUUCUUCUUCUUCUUUUUUCUCUUCCGGCUUCUUCUUCCUCCUCCUUUCUUCUUUUUUCUCUUCCGUCUUCUUCUUCUUCUUCUUCCGCUUUCUUCUUCUUUUUCUUUUUUCUCUUCCGGCUUCUUCUUCCUCCUCCUUUCUUCUUUUUUCUCUUCCGUCUUCUUCCUCUUCUUCUUCUUCUUCUUCCUCUUCCGCUUUCUUCUUCUUUUUCUUUUUUCUCUUCCGGCUUCUUCUUCCUCCUCCUUUCUUCUUUUUUCUCUUCCGGCUUCUUCUUCUUCUUCUUCUUCUUCUUCUUCUUCUUCUUCUUCUUCCGCUUUCUUCUUCUUUUUCCUUUUUUUCUUCCGGCUUCUUCUUCCUCCUCCUUUCUUCUUUUUUUUUUCUCUUCCGUCUUCUUCUUCUUCUUCUUCUUCUUCCGCUUUCUUCUUCUUUUUUUUUCUUCCGGCUUCUUCUUCCUCCUCCUUUCUUUUUUUUUUCUUCCAGCUUCUUCUUCUUCUUCCGUUUUCUUCUUCUUUUUCUUUUUUUUCUUCCGGCUUCUUCUUCUUCUUCUUCUUCUUCCGCUUUCUUCUUCUUUUUCUUUUUUCUCUUCCGGCUUCUUCUUCCUCCUCCUUUCUUCUUUUUUCUCUUCCUGCUUCUUCUUCUUUUUCUUCUUCCUCUUCCGCUUUCUUCUUCUAAUCAUUUUCUUCUUCUUUCUCUUCCGGCUUCACCUUCUUCUUCUUCUUCCGCUUUCUUCUUCUAA